AUGAGUCGUGCUGCUUACUAUGGAAGUAAAGGUAGAUACUCUAAGGCAAUUCUGAAUUGCAAUGAGGCGAUCAAAAUUCUGCCUAGCAGUGCGCGAGCUUAUUUUUACCGAGGAACUUUAAAGUAUCAGAAUAAGACCUUUAAAGCUGCAAUUGAAGAUCUUUCAAAAACUAUUGACCUCAACAAAACCUGCAUUUUGGCAUAUUAUAGCAGAGCCGUCUGUUAUCAUCAAAUAAAGGACUUCAAAAAAGCCUUGAAAGAUUAUGGAAUUCUUCUUCUGCUUGAAUUGAGUAAGGAAAUAGCUUUCAAAGUGUUAAUUAAUCGUGGACUACUCUACGUGGAACUUGGUGAUUAUACUAAUGCAUGUGAGGACUUUAAAGAAGCAACGUUGCUUAGUCCAUAUGAUAGCCAGGUCUUUCAAGCUAUUGGAAUCUGCUAUCAUAGACUUAAUGAGUUUGAAGAAGCUGUGAGAUCAUUUGACCAGGCUCUCAAACUAGAUCCUGUUUCUGUGGAUGCCUAUGUUGGACGAGGAAAUUCGUACAUGGAAAAUGGACAUGAGGCUGGUUGUAAACAAGCACAGAAAGAUUUCUUGAGAGCAAUUCACCUGAAUCCAAAGUGUAUAAAAGCCAGAAUUUGCUUAGGAUACAACUUUAAGGCCCUUGGAAAGCUUCAGAGAGCAUGGAGCCAAUUUACAGUUGCCAUUUGCAUUGAUUCAAAAUGCCAUGCUGCAUAUGAUGGACGAGCUUCAGUCUGUCUUCAAAUGGGUGAAACUUUUGCUGCAUUUCAAGAUAUAAAUGCCGCACUAAAGCUCACUACCACUGCUCCACUGCUAACAAAUCGGGGUGUCAUCAGUCAGUUAAUGGGAUAUCUACCCUGUGCCAUGAAGGACUAUCAACAAGCAAUUUCUGUUGACCCAAACUAUGCAUUAGCCUAUUUCAAUGCAGCAAAUAUCUACUUCCAUAAUCGACAGUUUUCACAAGCCUAUUGCUAUUAUUCAAAGGUAUUACAAAUUGACCCAAGAAAUGAAUCUGCUGUUAUGAAUCGUGCUAUUACAAAUGCAUUACUAAACAAUAUUGAAGAAGCAAAAGAAGACUUUGAGAAGGCAAUUUGUCUCUGCCCAUUCUCUGCAGCAGUGUAUUUUAACAGGGCAAAUUUCUAUUAUGGAUUGAAGCAAUAUGAACUAGCUGAGAAAGACAUUUCAACGGAUAUGAAGCCAGCUUGGGAGGAGAAGGAGGAAGAAGCACUGCAGCAAAAGGAUAUCUGGGCUGCGAUGCCAGCUGGUGUCUGCACUGGGGAGGCAGGGAGCAGUGGGAAGAAGAGGGGGUUGGCAGAGGGGCUGUCGGCACCAAUUUACAGCAUGACUGCCAUGAAGAGGAAGGCCUCCCAGUCAAGGGAGGAUGGUGAGAGCAACUAUCCCCGCAGCUCCCUGAAACCAGACUCGUUCUGCUGGGAGCACCACCCGCAGCAGACCGUGGAGGUGCUUCAGGAGGAGGAUACUACAUGCAUUAUCUUCAUGGAACUGGUGGAGGACAGGACCUCCUAA
Molecule: messenger RNA, 1542 nt
Organism: Haliaeetus leucocephalus (bald eagle)
Lineage: Eukaryota; Metazoa; Chordata; Aves; Accipitriformes; Accipitridae
Product: tetratricopeptide repeat protein 6-like
Exons: 12
Coding region: 1-1542 (513 amino acids)
Molecular function (GO): protein binding
Source: RefSeq, a predicted model, not a curated record